Purpureocillium takamizusanense is the source of this 1404-nucleotide messenger RNA. RefSeq lists its product as uncharacterized. The record is from RefSeq and is a predicted model, not a curated record. NCBI's taxonomy places the organism in Eukaryota, Fungi, Ascomycota, Sordariomycetes, Hypocreales, Ophiocordycipitaceae. The transcript is spliced from 3 exons. Bases 1 to 1404 code for a protein of 467 amino acids. Gene Ontology annotation, molecular function: O-methyltransferase activity.
AUGGGAGAAAACGUUCAAUACGACAUUGCCGCGUCGCAGGCCGACACCAACGGCGCUCCCGCCGUCCCUGCGUCCCCUCCCGUGUCCCUAAAGGAGAGACUGGAGAAGCUCAUUGAGAGUUCUCAGCAGCUCAUUAAGCGCAUGGAUGAGAAUGACAUCCCCGACCCUACUUUUGCCGCAGAAUGUCAGGAGGAUUUCUCGAAGCUCCCUCCCGAGACAGUGACUGAGCGAUUCGCACUGCUCGAUCUUCUCAAUGACUUGACCUUUCUUGUGCAUGGGGCCUCUCAGAGCAUCACUGAUGUCGCUCAGAACGCGAUGGCUGAUUCGGCCACUCUCAACAUCCUCAAUUACUUCAACUUUUGGGAUGCGGUCCCGCUGGACGGCGACGCCUCUUUUGCCGAGAUCGCCAAGGCUGUCCGCCUUCCGCAGGAGGCGGUUGAAGCCAUCCUGCCCUACGCUUUCUGCAACCGCAUCUUUGAGCCUGUGACGAUUGGUGACCCCAACUCGCGCAUCCGCCACACGUCACGAUCUGCCGCGAUGAUAAAGGAUCCCACUCUGCGGAUCAUCGUUAACCUCACCAUUGAUGGUCUUGGGGGGCCGCUUUCCAUCCUCAACCGAGCGCUUGAGAAGAACUUUCUUGGCAAGGACAAGCUCACCAAUGAGAUCAGCGAGACACCAUUUGGCAUGCUCUAUAAGGGCGGCCCUCUUGGCCAAUUCAAGGAUUACUAUGACUGGCUCGACCGGGACGGUGAAGGUGAGCGAAAAGGCUGGCGACAGAGAGAUAUGGUCGAAUCGCUGCGCCUGGCCAAGGAGAAGAUGGGUGCAGAAAGUGCCCUCCUUGAAGCCCUUGAUUGGGCUGGUGCUGGCAAAGCCACCGUGGUCGAUCUCGGCGGCUCAGGCGGCCACGACGACGUGCCUCUUGCUGAAAAGUUCCCCGAUCUCAAGAUCAUCGUCCAGGAUCUUCCCAGUUGUCAGGCAAAGUUUGACGAUGGCUAUAUCUCUGACGAGCUCAAGAAGCGCGUCUCUUUCCUUGCUCAUGACUUCUUCACCCCUCAGCCGAUUCAGGCAGACAUUUAUCUGUUCAAGUGGGUGUUUUACGACUGGUCCAACAAGGACAUCGUCAAGAUUAUCCAGGCACUGGUGCCCGCUCUUCGUCCCGGGGCUCGUGUUCUCGUCUUAGAUCUGAUGGUGGACGUUGGCCCCGAAGCUGCCGCGGUCAUGCCUCGCUCGCUGCUGAAGUAUAGCAAUGUAAUCAGUCUCAAGACGCUCUCGCUGUUUGGUCACACCAAGCAGGCCGCGAAAAAGAUGACGGAUCUCUUCAAGGCAGCGGAUGAGCGCUUUGAGAUUAUUCGGGAUGAGGUUGCUGGUACUUUCAUGACGUUCGAGGCUGUCUGGCGCGGGUAG